Fusarium mangiferae is the source of this 456-nucleotide messenger RNA. RefSeq lists its product as uncharacterized. The record is from RefSeq and is a predicted model, not a curated record. The transcript is spliced from 2 exons. The coding region runs from base 1 to 456 and encodes 151 amino acids. Lineage: Eukaryota; Fungi; Ascomycota; Sordariomycetes; Hypocreales; Nectriaceae.
AUGCGCUCGCCAAUCUCGCUUCUCAUCUUGCUCUGCGCAUUUAUGGCUUUGGCAUGUGCUACUGAAGUUCACAUCUCGAAUAACAGAGCUCCCACAUCUCAAUUCGCGACACAUGGUGUUGCUUCCCAAUUGCCUAACCGCGACCGAGACAUUCACGCCCAAGACCGCGUGCGACAAAUCGCCUUAUCGCAAAUGAUCGACUCAAGCGCAAAAGUAUCCAUCCUAGAGACCGCGUCUCUCAAUGUCAAGGCCCUUGCGCAUGGUGGCAUGAGCUUCCUCUUCGGUCUGGCAUCUUCUUCCAACGACGUACUCGAUUACAUCAACAACGGCACCAGCUCUGUAUUUUCACGAUCUGUUACCAGCGAAGAAGGCAGUGGAGCUUCAGGGCGGAAACACGUUGCUUAUACCAGCAUUGCCCUGGUCCUUGUCAUGCUCUUCUUUGCUGUGUGGAUGUGA